Molecule: messenger RNA, 2596 nt
Organism: Siniperca chuatsi (mandarin fish)
Lineage: Eukaryota; Metazoa; Chordata; Actinopteri; Centrarchiformes; Sinipercidae
Gene: pstpip1b
Product: proline-serine-threonine phosphatase interacting protein 1b
Exons: 15
Coding region: 172-1425 (417 amino acids)
Biological process (GO): actin filament polymerization
Cellular component (GO): cytoplasm; actin filament; plasma membrane
Molecular function (GO): actin filament binding
Source: RefSeq, a predicted model, not a curated record
AAUGACUCACGGACAUUUAGGCCACUCACCACUCAGCUUUAAACACAGUCUGCUUGGUUAAGUAUCCCACGACCUUCAACAUUUCAAUUGUUUGGUGAGUGAUUAAGUUCUGUAAGAGAAGUUCAUACUGAGGAAAGCAACUGUGUUCAGUUCAAGGAAGUAACAACUGAGAUGGCACCUUUGAUGUUUAAAGAUGCUUUCUGGGGGUCUGAAUUCACUUGUCAUGCCGGGUAUGACGCUGUGAUCCAAAGGUUACGAGAUGGAAGGCAAAUGUGCAAAGAUGUGGAGGAGCUUUUAAAGAUGAGGGCACUAGCAGAGGAGAAGUAUGGGAAGGAACUGAUGACUAUUGCUCGCAAAGUUGGAGGACACACAGAGAUCAGCACCUUGAGAGCGUCCUUUGAACAAUUAAAAUCACAAAUCGAGAACAUUGGGAACUUUCACAUCCAACUAUCUGAUAUAUUGAAAGAGGAGGUGAAAAAGAUUGAGACAUUCAGAGAACGGCAGAAAGAGCAGAGGAAGAAGUUUGAAAGCAUCAUGGAGAAGGUCCAGAAGAAAAAGGUUUCUUUGUACAGGAAGACCAUGGAGUCUAAGAAGAACUACGAGCUGAGAUGCAGGGAGGCGGAUGAUGCAGAACAGGGGGCUGAAAAGACAACUGUUACAUCCAAAACCUUUGACAGGGCUCAUCACAGGGCCAAGCAAUGCAGACAGGCAGCCAGUGAAGCAGAGAAGCUGUACUUUACCAACACUGUUCAGCUAGAAAAAGUUCGCCAGGACUGGGAAGAAACACACAAAAGCACAUGUGAGGUGUUCCAGCAGCUGGAGGGAGAUCGCAUCAGCAUGCUCAGGUAUGCUCUCUGGGACCACUGCAAUCAUUUCUCCAUGCAGUGUGUCAAAGAUGAUGAGUUUUACGAGGAGGUGAGGAAAAUACUGGAACAGUGUGACAUCACGACAGACAACAACUAUUUCAUAGGGAUGAAAAGCACGGGAUCAAGGCCUCCAGAGCCCAUAUUGUUUGAGAGCUACUACCAGACGGAGAUGUCCAGGGACAGCAAUGGCCAAGCUCAUUUCGCAGGAGGAGGACAAGACAUGAUGAUGAGGUUCUCUGAUCCCUUUCUUGCAAGUUCUGUGAACAACAGUGUUGACAGUCUUCAAACUUCUCAAUCAGUACGGACAUCUACUGGCGAAAUUGAGAAUUCAGAUGGAGGAUAUGCACCCCUUCAGUAUGCAGCACCAUUGGCCACAGUUUCAGCUGAUGAAGACAGAUACAUUGUACUUUAUGAAUACACUGCGCAGGAAGGGGAUGAACUGUCUGUCAGUAGAGGGGACAUGGUCCGAGUGUUGGAGCAAGGAGAAGAUGGCUGGUGGAUAGCGGAGAAGAACGGGCUGACUGGACUGGUGCCAGGAAACUAUCUGGGCAAAAUCUGAACACACACACACACACACACACACACACACACACACACACAAGAAAUUAUACAGAUAAAUGCACACAGACAAAUGACAACACACACAUAGUCACACACCAAAACACAUGCAUAUGCUUUUAAUUACAAGCAAGAAUGCAUCAUGUGUCAAACCUGCAAAGACACAUACAGAAACACAUGCCACUUCACUCACACAUUCAUAUACACACACAUCUUUGUCAGGCUUCCUAUAUGAGUGCUCUUUACUCAUACUAAUCCCACCUGAUGUCCAAAAUUGUAGAUUUUCUGAACCUGAAUUGAAAAUGUAACAUCCUUUAGUAGGUUAUUUGAGUCAUUUACAAAGGUUAAGAAAAGUCUUCAUCAGACACCCCUUGCUUAUUUACACAGUCAAACUGCAGAAAGAUUUCUGAAUUGAUUGGUGGGAUUAUUUUCAUUACUUAUUGAAGAAUGAUAAACCAUUUGGUGUUAAAAAUUUGGAUGGACCAUUUUAAGUGGCAUCCAAUGACAUUGCUCUGUCAAAGUCACAUUUUCAAUGUGAGUCUGAUGAACAAACAAAAAAACAGUUUCAGUUGCUAAUAGUAGAGCAACUAUUAUUGUACUAGUGCAAGCCAGGCUCUGCAUGACAACAGUUACUUUUUUAUCAACAAUGUGAACUCUAAAUAUCAGACAACCGACGAUGAGAUAACUGUUGAAUAGAUUUAUCUCCAACUGAUAAGACAAUGUAGCUGUAUUGAUUGACUGAAGCACUGUAUUUGAUGUGAUAAAUCAUGAGUUGUCAUUAGAUAAAGUUAGGUGUGUAUGGCGUUAGUAAAACAGCCAUUUAAAUGAGCGCCUAUCUCUACAACAAAGAACAUAACUGUCAGCAAUUGCCUUAGAUCAUUACUGUUCAUUUUUUUAUACUUAUACUUGUCUCUCAGGUUGUAUAUGUCAUUUUUGUGUUUGUAACCUGGGGAAGAUAGAGGGUUACAACAUAUACUAUAUGUAAUUAUGUCUGGUGUUCAUAAUCUAUUUUGUAUGACCCCUGGAAAGAUCAUCAGCCACUGUACCAUAGUAGCACUAGCAGCUUAUGGAGCUCAAAAUACAAAAAUGUGACUGAUGAAAUGUCAAAUCAUUACUUCUGUUUGUAUGGUUUAACUGGUAACGUUUUCAUAAAUAAAAAUUUUCAUAUUCAA